Messenger RNA from Uloborus diversus, 2211 nucleotides. Its product is annotated as microtubule-associated protein Jupiter-like. The transcript is spliced from 4 exons. Lineage: Eukaryota; Metazoa; Arthropoda; Arachnida; Araneae; Uloboridae. Bases 143 to 757 code for a protein of 204 amino acids. Gene Ontology annotation, cellular component: nucleus. The record is from RefSeq and is a predicted model, not a curated record.
GGUGAGUCUCAUUGUAGCAGGAACCAGGUGGUGAACUGCUGUCGUGCGGAGAGUUCGAUCUGUGAACAAAAUUUCUCUUUAAUAAUUUCACCGACUCCGGCCGGCUUGUUUUUGCUCAUCCAAGUAGAUUUUAUCAAAAAAUAUGGCCCCAGUAUAUGAUUUUAGACACGUUGAGCUGGAUAAAAUAGGACGUGGGAAAAGAAUCGUGAAACCUCCUGGCGGAGAGUGCAGCGAUAUCUUUGGCGUUCAGAAUGGUGCCAGCCCCCGAGUUGAACUGAUGGUGACGCCUCGCAAAGGCAAGAACUACAUGCAGUCCAACAUCUUCAGCCCCGACAGUCCCGACUCCGGUUACCAAAAUGGACACCAGCACACACCAAGCCCCCAAAAGUCUUUGGACACACAGAAUCGACUGUUUGGACCGGACGGAGACUCUACCCCUAGGAAAGUGGUCAACAGGCAACGAUCGUCCAUCUUUGAUGAAGAUGCCAUGGAUUCCAGACCUCCUUCCGUCAAAUCAACUCCAAUUCGCAAAAAUAUGAUCAAUCCCAUAACUGGUGCACCUAUCACUGAAAAUGGCAUGUCGAAUGGAAUGUCCAAUGGAAGUACCCCUAAUGGAAGCACCCCUAAUGGAUCCACUAAUGGUUAUUCCAAUGGAAUAUCAAAUGGCCACUCCUCUCCCGAAAGUCCAAUGAACGGAAUGAACGGCCAUGCUCGUGUCCGCAACCCACCCGGUGGUAGAUCAUCAGGAAUAUUCUAGAAAGCUGUUGGAACACCUUAGCAUUCCGGAAAUAUUUUUUUUUCCUUAAUUUGAUUUUUUAAGCUCUUUUUAUUGUUAUUUUCCCCCUUUGUCUUCCAUUGAUUGGAUGAGUAAAAAAUCGUCUGGCGGAAAACUGAAUGAACUUUCUGUUUGUACCUACUUCAUUUAAUUUCAAAUAUAGAAGAUUAGAAUUUAAAAAAAAAGAUAAAAAACGAACAAUCAUUUCUAAAUAGCUUGUAGAUUAACCGUAGUACUUAAACGAUGCUCAAGCCGCAUCAAACAGUCAUUCAUACGAACAGUUAAAAGAACAACAAUGCCAAACUGAUUGUAGAAUAAAUUGUAUAAAAUAUGUUAGCAGAGAAUUAUUGCUCAAUUAUUAGAACAAUGAAUUUCCCCUUUGUUCCAUAUUUGAGAAACAUUUUGUUUUUAAAUUGAAUGAAUAUAAAAAUGACUCCAGAAUGUGCAUUUGUAACUGCAGUAUUAUAGUAAUUAUUGCUCAAACUGUUAAACUGUUGCAAUUAAUUUUGAAGUUUGGAUCAAAAUCAUUUGACUAAAAAAAUCGUAAGAAUCCUUCCGUACCGGCCUGAACUUUUUGCUUAACCUUAGACGGUCUUGAUGUGAUAUGAAGUUUACCAAAUUCAAUUUCGAAUGGCUAUGAUCGUGAAAUAGAACUAAUAUCGCAGCUGUUUGAAAUACACUUUUUGGCGGAUGGAUGUGUUCAUAGACUCGCAGCAGAUCAAAACUAUUCCACUUUUUACAUUUCCCAUUAUGGUACCGAAUCGUAUCCGUUAUUUAUUAAUGGCUGGUCCAUUAGUAAGGAAAGAAUCUAUGCAAAUAAAAUGUGUGUAUUUUUUUUCUAAUACAAAACACACCACAUACACAUCUGAACAAAUAAAUACGAUGUCCAAGUAAACUUCAAAAGCCGCCAGUGUAUUUUGUGAUACUACACUAUACAACAAGCAACUUUUCGUUUUGGUGAAGAAGCCGCAUUUUCAGUUUUGGAAGUGCUUUUACACUUUUUGAUUUUUUCUUUUUCUAUGAUAUUUUAUAUAUUGCAUAAUAUGGAAUCAUUUUUUAAAGCUAAUAUGCUUCUUGUGUUGUUUUUACAUAGCAGUUAUAUCCAUUUACAGCACUUUUCUUUUGUGUACUUUUUUAAGUUUGUAUUUUGUUUCAUAAGAGAAGAUUUGCUUUGCAGUUGUCAAGUUUUAGAUUUCUAAUGAUUGAAAACGUGUUACAGUGAUAAACAUUACUUAUGAGCAAUGUAUUGUCUUAAUAUUAGCAUUUUCUCUAUUACAUGUGUUUCUGUUUUUUUGUUUUUAGUUCCUAAUACUUGUAUUGAUUUAGUUUUGCUACCCUAAGAGUGUACCCGUUCAGUAUAUUAAGUAGUUCGAGCAGCCUCUGUUUUUACAUGCUUGCACUAAGCAAUGAACUUGUUUAACAGUUCUUGAUAUAAA